GUGAAGGGAUUAAUAUAACCAAACCUCUUAGAUUCUUUAACUACACAGAGGAUGAAUCAAAAACCCAAUACCCACAAAGUCCACCUCUUAUAGUGGACGUACAAGCUUAUGAGGAUGGAACAACUCUCGUUCACAUUGCACGACUUGCAAAACCGACAGUAAAUUGUUCAGUUCAAAGUUCAAUGCAAAGUUCAGGACAAA
This is a messenger RNA of Racocetra fulgida, 201 nucleotides long. The record is from the annotation of a GenBank genome assembly. NCBI's taxonomy places the organism in Eukaryota, Fungi, Glomeromycota, Glomeromycetes, Diversisporales, Gigasporaceae.